This is a messenger RNA of Babesia microti strain RI, 945 nucleotides long. RefSeq names its product syntaxin 16. Bases 1 to 945 code for a protein of 314 amino acids. Gene Ontology annotation, biological process: vesicle fusion; vesicle-mediated transport; intracellular protein transport. Gene Ontology annotation, molecular function: SNARE binding; SNAP receptor activity. NCBI's taxonomy places the organism in Eukaryota, Apicomplexa, Aconoidasida, Piroplasmida, Babesiidae. Gene Ontology annotation, cellular component: membrane; endomembrane system; SNARE complex. The record is from RefSeq and is a predicted model, not a curated record. The transcript has 3 exons.
AUGUUGGAUCCGCCUAUGGCUUGCAUUGUGGAAAAUCCAAUUUUACAGUCGUCAAAUGAUCAAACUGUAUCAAAUACUCAGUUUACUAAUUUAACAGGACGUUUUAUACAAAUAAGGUCAUCUUCAACAAACAACGAUGUUAUUGUAAAUGUAACCCUUCCACCUUUAUGGUUGGAUGCUUUGGAAGAAAGCGGUAGACUAAUAAAUCAAUUAUCUGAUCUAAUUGGAAAGCUAGAAAUGGCCCAUCAAAAACGGUUGCUUGAUGUGUUUGGAACUGAUCCAAAAUUGGGUGCAUCUGUUGAGUGUAUAACUAAACAAAUAGUCACAACAUUUAAACGAUGCCAACAAUCACUAAAAGAUGUGUGUCCAUUAUUUGCAAAGCCAGGUGCAUCAGAAUUAAUAUUUUGUGACAAUGCUAGAAAAACAUAUAAUCGUGGUGUAGAAAAGUUAUCGGAGCAAUUUAAAAGCUUACAAAAGAAUUAUAUCUCAAAAAUAAGCAGGAAAUCUGCUAUUGAAAGCGUUAUUGAUGUUGAAAAUAAGAAAAUAUCUUCGUCUUUCUCAGGAGACAUGCUAGAUUUUGAUAUAAAUGAUUUGGAAAAUGCAACGUCAUCCAUUAAUGAUAUUAAAGUUCGCAACUAUGGAUUGGCUGAAAUAAUAACAUCACUACAAGAUAUCAAAGACAUUACCCUCCAAAUCGCAUCAAUGACGAUUGUUCAGGGUACAAUGCUUGACAGAAUUGACUAUAAUAUAAUGGUAUCGGCGGAGCAAACGGAAUUAGCGGCUAAUGCAUUAAAAAAAAGUGUUGAUAAUGAUUCAUUCGCCCUAAUCAUCAUCAGAAAUCUAUUGUUUUUUAUCACCACCCUUACAAUACUACUAGUUAUCAAAUUCAUACGAAAGACCGACACAGUGCUUAGUGACACGAAUAUGAAUGUAAAAUAUAAUUAA